AGGGCAGACGCUGGAGGACGGGCGGGGCCCGAUAGCCCUCCCCGGGGGCGGCGCCCACCCCAGCCCGACGCUGCUGAGCCCCAGGACUGACGGAGACGCCAGAAGCCAGGGCACCGGUCACUCCCAGCAAGUGGUGUUACAGAAAGAUGCCAGUCCGCAGGGGCCACGUUGCUCCCCAAAACACUUACUUGGACACCAUCAUCCGCAAGUUUGAGGGCCAGAGUCGUAAGUUCCUGAUUGCCAAUGCACAGAUGGAGAACUGUGCCAUCAUCUACUGCAAUGAUGGCUUCUGCGAACUCUUCGGCUACUCCCGUGUGGAGGUGAUGCAGCGACCCUGUACCUGUGACUUCCUCACUGGCCCGAACACUCCGAGCAGUGCUGUGUCCCGCCUGGCGCAGGCCCUGCUUGGGGCUGAAGAGUGCAAGGUGGACAUCCUCUACUAUCGCAAGGAUGCCUCCAGCUUCCGCUGCCUGGUGGAUGUGGUCCCUGUGAAGAACGAGGAUGGGGCUGUCAUCAUGUUCAUCCUCAAUUUCGAGGACCUGGCCCAGCUCCUGGCCAAGAGCAGCAGCCGCAGCCUGACCCAACGUUUGUUGUCACACAGCUUCCUGGGCUCUGAGGGCUCUCACAGCAGGCCAAGCGGACAGGGGCCUGGUCCAGGCAGGGGCAAGUAUGGAACUGUCAGCCAGAUCCCGCAGUUCACGCUCAGCUUUGUGGAGUUCAACCUGGAGAAGCACCGCUCAGGCUCCACCACAGAGAUUGAGAUCAUCGCUCCCCACAAGGUGGUGGAGCGGACACAGAAUGUCACUGAAAAGGUCACGCAGGUCCUGUCCCUGGGUGCAGAUGUGCUGCCAGAGUACAAGCUGCAGGCACCGCGCAUUCACCGAGGUACCAUUCUGCACUACAGCCCCUUCAAGGCUGUAUGGGACUGGCUCAUCUUGCUCUUAGUCAUCUAUACAGCGGUCUUCACGCCCUACUCUGCUGCCUUUCUGCUUAGCGACCAGGACGACUCACAGCGUGGUACCUGCGGCUAUACCUGCAGCCCGCUCACCGUGGUGGACCUCAUCGUGGAUAUCAUGUUUGUGGUGGAUAUUGUCAUCAACUUCCGAACCACCUACGUCAACACUAAUGACGAGGUGGUCAGCCACCCCCGACGAAUCGCCGUCCACUAUUUCAAGGGCUGGUUCCUCAUUGACAUGGUGGCUGCCAUCCCUUUUGACUUGCUUAUCUUCCGCACUGGCUCAGAUGAGACCACCACCCUGAUCGGGUUACUGAAGACGGCGCGCCUCCUACGGCUGGUGCGCGUGGCCCGGAAGCUGGACCGCUAUUCUGAAUACGGGGCCGCCGUACUCUUCCUGCUCAUGUGUACUUUUGCGCUCAUUGCGCACUGGCUGGCCUGUAUCUGGUACGCCAUCGGCAAUGUGGAGCGACCCUACUUGGAGCCCAAGAUUGGUUGGCUGGACAGCCUGGGCGCGCAGCUUGGCAAGCACUAUAACGGCAGCGACCCAGCCUCGGGACCCUCUGUCCAAGACAAGUAUGUCACCGCCCUCUACUUCACCUUCAGCAGCCUCACUAGUGUGGGCUUCGGCAAUGUGUCACCCAACACCAACUCUGAGAAGGUCUUCUCUAUCUGCGUCAUGCUCAUUGGCUCACUUAUGUACGCCAGCAUCUUUGGCAACGUGUCGGCCAUCAUCCAGCGCCUGUACUCAGGCACGGCUCGCUACCACACUCAGAUGCUGCGGGUCAAGGAGUUCAUCCGCUUCCACCAGAUCCCCAACCCACUGAGGCAGCGCCUGGAAGAGUAUUUCCAGCACGCCUGGUCCUACACCAAUGGCAUCGACAUGAACGCGGUGCUGAAAGGCUUCCCUGAGUGCCUGCAGGCGGACAUCUGCCUGCACCUGCACCGCGCUCUGUUGCAGCACUGCCCCGCCUUCCGCGGCGCCAGCAAGGGGUGCCUGCGCGCGCUCGCCGUCAAGUUCAAGACCACGCACGCGCCGCCUGGGGACACGCUGGUGCACCUGGGCGACGUGCUUUCCACUCUCUACUUCAUCUCCCGCGGCUCCAUCGAGAUCCUGCGCGAUGACGUGGUCGUGGCCAUUCUAGGGAAGAAUGACAUCUUUGGGGAGCCUGCCAGUCUCCAUGCCAGACCAGGCAAAUCAAGCGCCGAUGUGCGUGCCCUGACCUACUGCGACCUGCACAAGAUCCAUCGAGCAGACCUGCUGGAGGUGCUGGACAUGUACCCCGCCUUUGCAGAUACCUUCUGGAAUAAGCUAGAGGUCACCUUCAACCUGCGGGACGCAGAUGGGGGUCUCCACUCAACACCCCGACAGGCCCCAGGCAACCAAGACCCCCAAGGCUUCUUCCUCAAUGACAGCCAAUCAGGUGCUGCCCCUUCCCUGAGCAUUUCAGACACAUCUGGGCUUUGGCCUGAAUUGCUACAGCAAAUGCCCCCAAGUCCCCCAAACCCACGAGAGAAGCUGGAUUGCUGGCCUCGGGAGCUAGGCUUUAAGUUAGAACAGCUCCAAGCCCAGAUGAACAGACUGGAGUCCCGCGUGUCGUCAGACCUCAGCCGCAUCCUACAGCUACUUCAGCAUCCACAGGGCCACCCCGGCUACAUCUUGGGGGCCCCUGCCUCCAGUGACCUGGCCUUGUUUCCUGAAACUUCAGUGACUCAGAGUUCAGAGUCGAUGCUUCUGGUGGGACAUCUGCCCUCUGCACAGGUAUUCCUACCUGACCUUAACUUUUCCUCGGGUUCAAGACCCUUGGAAAGGCCUGUAUACUUACCGUUUCUCCUUGCUCCUACUCUCUCUCCCCGCUUUACUUCUGAUAGACUGUCCUGAAUUUCCUCUAGAAUUUUCAGCCCUAUCUUAAGCACUAUAUAACAUGUGAAAAGGAACAAAAGGGCUCCUAACACCAGAAAAAAUUCAAGGCCAAACCUAACUUGUAAAGCCAUUUUCCACUUUACUUCUGAUAGACUGUCUUGAAUUUCCUUAGAAAGUUCAAGAUCAGACUUACCUCGUUCCCCAGCUGAAAAGUUCUGAAUUCAUACAGUUGAAUCCUUCUUAACAGUCUGCUUUACGGGAACCUUUAUCACCGUCGUUCCCCAGCUGAUGAGUUCUGAAUUCGGCAGUUGAAUCCUUCUCAACAGUCUGUGUUACGGGAACCUUUAUAAACGUGAUCCGUAGUUCUGCUUCUGAAAUGAAGUAUCCCUCCUGCGCCAGUCCGGAGUUUUUUCUCGUCCCGGAAUUCGGCACCAAUUGUUAUUCGACGCGUUCUCACGACCGGCCAGGAAGAACACAACAACCAGAAUCUUCUACGGCAAAGCUUUAUUGCUUAUAUCUUUAUCGGGCCAGAGUGUAAGAAGCAAGAGAGGGAAGCAAGAGAGAGCAAGAAGCAAGAGAGAGAAAACGAAAACCCCUUCCCUCUUUAAAGAGAACAACCAUUGCCUAGGGCGCAUCACUCCCUGAUUGGCUGCAGCCCAUGGCCGAGCUGACGUUCACGGGAAAAACAGAGUACAAGUGGUCGUAAAUACCCUUGGCUCAUGCGCAGAUUAUUUGUUUACCAACUUAGAACACAGGAUGUCAGCGCCAUCUUGUGACGGCGAAUGUGGGGGCGGCUUCCCACACACAAAAGCAAGACAGACAUCUCCUAAUCAACAACAUCUGAGACUGAUCACUGGCUUCCACAUGUACUUGACUUAUGCAUGCAUGCACUGGUGCACACACACGCACAACACACACACACACACACACACACACACCACAAUGAGAAAAUAUCCAGCCCGACCUGGAGAUAGGGGUGGGACUCCAUACACAAUAUACCCUCUUUCCUUUUGCCUUUCUCCCAGACCCUAAGCUAUGGUGAUUUGGACAAACAUAUCCGGAUGCCCAGGAAUUUCUCCCCCAGGAUACCUCACGUGGCCGCGGCAAUGGACAAAUCUCUGGUGCCGUCCUCAGAACAAGAGCAGCCCAAGGGGCUCCUGUCACCUCUGGCCUCACCUCUGUGUCCCCUGGAAGUACAGGGACUGGGUGGUCCCCACUUUUCCUCCCUCCCUGAACACCUCAGCUCCGUUCCCAAGCAGCUGGAAUUCCAGAGACACGGUUCAGAUCCUGGAUUCACAAGGAGUUAGGCCCUUUAGACCCCGGGAUAAAAGCUACCAUGAGGGAAUUUAAAUACAGCGAGGUGAGAGUUAAGCCCCCUUCCAUGGAGGGCCAGACAGCUCUCCCAUAAAACUCUGAAAACCAUUUUCUCUGAAAAACUGCAGACUGCUGAACCAGGUGACCAGGAUGGCCUGAGCAGAGAGGCCUGGGACUUGGCCCAGCCUCCCUGGGAGUCCCUAUAGUCAGCAAGCCAGGCAGAGGGCUGCUCAGGGGUAGCUCACAGGAUGUAAGAGUCAGUGGAGAAGAGAGAUGCUUCGGGUCUUCGGGAGAGUCUUGCUUGGGGCCGCACAUGAUCAGAACCACCCUCUGCCUCCAAAGCUCAGACCCAAGGCCAGGGUUGACCAGAUCUUUACCAAAAGCCUCUAAUAUGGCUGGAAUUAGAGGUUUCCUCUGUGGUGGACAUAAAAGAAAGAGCUGCAGCCCUCAGCCCCUCAGCCCCCGAGAGUCCCAUAACGAUAUCUGGGACAUGCAGUACCACAUAACUAAUAAAGCCUUGAACAUUUCAUGUUGGGCUAGGUGUGUAACCCACCCGAACAUCCUCAGGUCCGUGCCUAUGCUGGGACCUUCUCCAAACCCUUCCCGCACCCAACCUGUUGGAGACCUGAAGGUGUCUCAGCUAGGAGCAGGGGCUCCACAGCCUGAAGCUGUCUCCAGCUGAAGGGAAACAGACUCAGCCUCCUAAGUGUCCACAGAGAAUCAUGGCCAGAGACGGUGUUUGUCCAGCCCUCCACCAUCCUCUCCUGCACAUGGUUGUCCUUCUAACCCGUAGAAUAGCCUUAGGAAGUUGGUUUUACUAUCCUCAUAUGAAAGGUCUUGGGUCAGUAGCAGAGAGACUAUGGCACUUACCAGAGUGUGAGCAGGCCUUCUGGGCACGUCAGUAUUUGCUUUCUGCUCUGGUGAUGUGUUCCGGUUAGAAAAACAUGUGUGCUCCCAUAUGUAAAUGACAUUUCAAUAAAAAGUUAAACUCAACACACUAGAAAAAGGAGAACACGGUUUCAACCCACACUGCCUCGCUUGAGAGACCUGUUAAAACAUCGUUGCUUGUCAGAUAAUUCUAAUCUGUCCUCCUCAGCCCAUUUUUCCUUCCUUUUGCAAUUUCUAUUUGAUGCCCCAGAGUCUGUUAGUGAGUUUAUGAGCACACAUUCGCAAGUGUUUAUACAAGCUAAAACGUUAAAGUUAACUUUUCUGUUGGGCGUGGUGGCGCAUGCCUUUAAUCCCAGCACUCAGGAGGCAGAGACAGGCGGAUUUCUGAGUUCAAGGCCAGCCUGGUCUACAAAGUGAGUUCCAGGACAGCCAGGGCUAUACAGAGAAACCCUGUCUCGAAAAAACAAAACAAAACAAAAAAGACCUGUUCCGUAAAAUAGAUAGAUAGACCUCCGCUAAGAUUGUACUACAAGACCAUUAUUAACCCACUGAAAAAUCAGAAAUGAUGUAACCAAUAGAAAACUAUGGACCAAAUUUCCUGAUAUGCACAGAAAUAAAACGUUUCAAUAAAAUACA
Messenger RNA from Mus musculus (house mouse), 5657 nucleotides. It is a transcript of the gene Kcnh6, whose product is annotated as potassium voltage-gated channel, subfamily H (eag-related), member 6. Gene Ontology annotation, cellular component: membrane; plasma membrane. The transcript is spliced from 13 exons. The record is from RefSeq and is a predicted model, not a curated record. Gene Ontology annotation, biological process: transmembrane transport; monoatomic ion transmembrane transport; monoatomic ion transport. Bases 147 to 2837 code for a protein of 896 amino acids. Lineage: Eukaryota; Metazoa; Chordata; Mammalia; Rodentia; Muridae. Gene Ontology annotation, molecular function: voltage-gated potassium channel activity; inward rectifier potassium channel activity; monoatomic ion channel activity.